AUCUUACGGCAUAAUCUCUAGACGGUCGCGAUGCGCGCGAUCUCCCGGCUAGGUGUUUAAACCCUGGAAGGGCUCUUCCCUGGCGCCAGGGUUGGAGCGAGCGAGUGCGUUCUUGAGGAAUGGCGCAAGCCAUACAGGUCGGAGCAAUCCGGCUCGCCGCUCCUCUACCGGCAUUCUCUUCCAGCUUCCAUGGCGAAGCCAGCAGCAAGCAUGGAAUUUCGUCCCCGCCUCUACACACCAGGCCAUCUUCGUCAAGGAUAGUGAUUCGUUCCGUCUAUCCUUCUGACCCAUUUCCUCCUAGAAUUCCAAGACAAGGCCAGCCAAACGAGUACAAGCUUCCAGUGGAGGAGUACUACACACCGCCGCCACCUCCGGUGCCUUACUAUGGUCCGCCGCCGCCGGUUAAACCACCGCCGCCACCACCGAGGACUCUCAAUCCAGACAAGCUGCCACCAAAGUCUACGAACGCCGAGCCGCCACCUCCAGUUCCUGAGAACAAAGGUCUCUCGGCUCUGGGAAUUCCUGAGCUCGACCUUCCCGAGCCUACGGAUAAAGAUGGAAAGCCGAUCAAAUCGACUUACAGGUCCCCCUAUGCGAAGCCGGAGCCACCACCGCGACCAUACCACCCCGAGAGGCCGACGAACUCGAGGGUGAUCGAGUGGCUGAAUCCUCCGCCUCCACCGACGGAGCUCAUGCAGCGAGAACAGUUCAAGCUCUCGGAUACGUGCUCCAUGACGAUCUACUUUGGAGACAUUACCAAAUGGCGAGUCGACGGUGCUACUGAUGCCAUUGUGGCUCCUGCGAACAAGAAAGUGAAUGCUGGAGCUGCUGUUGAUGGAGUUAUUCACAAGGUUGCUGGGCCGAGGCUCUUGUCUGCCUGCCAAAGGCUUCCAGACGUCGCUCCUCAUGGCGUUAAGUGUGAAGUUGGGCAAGCAGUCAGCACAAAAGCUUUCAAUCUUCCUGUUUCGCGAGUCAUCCAUGCCGUAGGUCCUGUGUAUGAAGGGAGGGAGUCGGAUGCCGACUUAGAGAAAACUUACGCCUCGGCGUUGGCUCUUGCUGCGACGGAAGGCAUCAAGCACAUCGUGUUCCCUCCCCUCUCGUGCCGAAUCUACGGGUAUCCUUACUCGGAGGGAGCUGAAGUAGCGUUGAAGGCAUUGAAAAACGGCUGCCAGGGUUUCACACAGAUUGACAUCGUGAUAAGGAACAUCGAGGGGUAUGAUGCGUUCAUCGACGAGGCAAACAAAGUCCUGGAAGCGAUCAAGGAGAGGAAGACGAUCCCAAUGCCACCGCCGCCUCAAGAACAGCAGUCGCCAAUUCCAUAUCUCUAGAAGGAAGGUUUUUCCAGCAAUGAGACAAGAACAUUCGGAAUA
Molecule: messenger RNA, 1370 nt
Organism: Selaginella moellendorffii
Lineage: Eukaryota; Viridiplantae; Streptophyta; Lycopodiopsida; Selaginellales; Selaginellaceae
Product: non-classical arabinogalactan protein 31
Exons: 8
Coding region: 120-1328 (402 amino acids)
Source: RefSeq, a predicted model, not a curated record